Mustela erminea (ermine) is the source of this 4168-nucleotide messenger RNA. RefSeq lists its product as uncharacterized. The coding region runs from base 213 to 1169 and encodes 318 amino acids. Lineage: Eukaryota; Metazoa; Chordata; Mammalia; Carnivora; Mustelidae. The transcript has 3 exons. The record is from RefSeq and is a predicted model, not a curated record.
UGGCUUGGUGCCAUCCUUCCAGAGGCCCCCGCCCGGCCCCAGUGUGAGGAGGAGCCCGCGGGACCUACCUCCCAGAGGCCCCUGACGAGACGCCCAAGGCCCAGGGACCCUGCCUCCACCUUCCUGUGCGUGGGGAUGAGCCUGCUUCACGUGCUUCCUGUGACAGCCACGACAUCAUCACGUCCGCUCCGGGAACUAUUUUUAACUGAUUUAUGUAUUUCGUGUAUGAGGAAGACAUGAACUUCUGUUUCAGUUCGUUUUACAGGAAAGUGUCGCAACCAUGCUCAGCUCAGCAAUAUUUACCACCACAGAGCGGCAGGGGAAGCCCACCUCAGCAGCAGCAUCUGACAAGAGUUAAUGAAGGUGGAAAUGUCGGGCAGGCUCGAUGCCACUCAUUCUGCAAAGAGGGAAACCAGGAAGGCCUCCUUCCGUGGGACCCAACAAGCCCAUCUCAGGAAAGAGCAUCCCCUCUGCUCUCACGCCAGUCUUCCAGCACUGGACGCAUCACGGCUGGUUCCUGGCCGUGGGGAUGGAGGGCUGCCAGGCGACCAAGGGGCCGAGGGUCACCAUUAGUGCCCCUUCUUGAGGCAAGGGUCUUCGGGACACUGUUGGCGGCCAGCCCAUCCCCUCCUCUUUCAGACAAGGAGCGGCUCAUGGAAGGGGUGCCACCAGGUGGUUGGGUCUGUGGCUCCUGCUUCCUGAGGGAGCUCCUUCCCCCAGCAGCCCAGGAGGACCUGGCGCGCUCCCGCAGUCGCGGCCGGGAGGGUCGUCACCCGGUCCCCAGAACUCACACACCCUCAGGCCCCACUCUCAGCUGGGACUCUACUUCUCUCACUUUUCCUAACCUCUCCCCUCACUCAUUUGGGCCCAAAUUAACAACUGCUUUUUUCUUCUCUACUCUUUCUUUCUUUUUUUUUUUUUUUUACCACUUUCUUAGCCCCAGGCUCCCUUACAACAGUCUUCCACCAGCAAGCGCCAGGCUGCUGGGCAGCUCUGAGCAGGGAAACAAGCAGCAGGGGAAGAGGAGAUGGAGACAGGCGGAGAGGUUCAGGGGCCAGUCCCAGAGGCUGUCCGGAGAACAAGGGACAUGUUCUCAGAAAACAGGCAACAUGCGAAUGUGGAGAAUUAGGACUAGGGUCUCAGAGGUCAGCCCAAGCCAGCCCCAGUGAACACAGCCAGGGGUCAGGCCAGACAGCGAGGGUGUGGUCCCCCAGGAGCCACACCCCCAGGGAGGGCAUCUACACUGGGCUUCCAACCCCCAGAACACAGUCUUCCAGGGGCCGGCAAUGACCUGUGCCAGAAUAUGGGACAUUUUGCUCUCGCAGUGCAUGCCUGGGCUACCUACCCACAGAGCAGGGAAGGCUGGUCCGUUACCUGGCUUUCACGGUGAGAAGGCUUGACCUUGGGGUAUCAGUCGAAGGACACCUGAGCAGCCCCGCUUCUGUCCCCAGCUCCAUGCUCUCUCCUUGGCAGAAACAUGAACGUAUCUGCACUUCCAGAUCUCAGGACCUCUCCAGACUUCUCAGAAUCUGGCUGGCUUGACCACAUGGUGACUGUGUUCCCCCCAGAAGCCCCCAGCAAUGGGGAUGUGUCUAUUCCGAGGUCAUCGGGGCACACAGGUGUUGGGCACACUCACCUGGAGGCUGCCCUUCCCAGCCAUUCCCCACCCGCCUCCCGUCUUCUGGAAGAAGCAAUAAGAACGCCAGAGUCUGGAAAUUGCUUGGAGGCUAGGGGGACCCUACGACCUGCUGUGAGCUCUGUCAGACCACCUGACUCAUUCCCAAGGGGUUUACACAGAGGUGCUAAUUCAGUCGGCACAAGGAGCCUUUUGGAGAAGAAGAAACUGAGGCUGGAACAGAGUCAGGAAGUGGCCAGCACCCGCUCCGUGUGGGGCGAGGCAUGGACUGCAGCCCAGGAAGCCCGGCCCAGAGCCCGUGCUCCAAGUCCCUACACUAUAAUUUGAGUCCUCCAGGGUUCCUGAUAUCUCAGAUUUAAUGUGGAAAAAUGGUUCCACUCUGUCUCAUCCCAUACCCAAAAUAAACGCAGAGAGAUUAAAGGCAAAAAGUAUAAUUAUAAAAGAACUACGAGAGAAAAGAAAGUGCACACUCUCAGCAAAACAGGCAAGACCAGAACCUAACCCUUAAGGAAACAACUGACUAAGGAGACGGAGCUGACUACAAGAAAUCCAAGGACCUGCGUGCAGUGAAGAAGACCCCCUAGAAAGCUAAAAUGUGAAGCAAGAGACGGGAGCAGUAUCUGCAAGUCGGUCCACUGCCUGGCCCGCUCCUGCUCACCCGGCAGAUAAGACUGGCUCCGCCCCCCACAAGCUGCCCUGGGGCAGGCCUUAAUGACCCCAACACUGCCCUAAUCAUGGACUCGUGGGACCCACCGCCCUCGGGGUGACGCUAUCACAGAGGCGGUCACAGAUGUUGGGGAUCAGCCACCAUUUCUCUGUGGAGUUGACACCACUGGCCUUAACUCCGGUUCUAUUUGGGAAACACCAUCAGAAGGGCCACUCACCCCUUUCUGGGGCCAUGUUACUGAGGUGGCAGGCAUGGCCACACCUCCAGACGAAGCCCCCGCUGACCAUGGUGGCCACCCCAGAGAGGGUUCUGGCCCCCCAACACUCCAAAUGGCCGCUGCGACAGGCUGGGGGCUCAUAGGCCUCGGGAGGUAUUAGGGCUCAAUUCCGCCUAGAUCGUCCUGGUGGCCUGGAGGCCUGUGACUGAGGUCAGGCUUCCCGGGAACACCCGGGCACCCACCAGUGCCUUUGGUAGGUGGCUUUUGUGGACGGAGCUCCCUGGCAGCCACCCCAUGUUAUGCCUCCACCGCCCACCACCCUUGCCACAUGGAAGGGCCCCACUGGCUUAAGGUCCCAGGGAUGGCUAUGCCCGGGCCCGUCCUCUCCUCUUCCUGUCCCAGCAGGGCCUGGCUCCCCCCUUGUGGCCUCAGCCUCUGGGACCCCAUAUCCCUCUGUAAAUGGAAGAGAUUUUAAGAAGGACAGACAGGCAGGGAAAUGACCAGAGGUGGGGGGACGUCCCUCGGCCACACAACUUGCCACACACACCCUGUCCCCCUAGCGCACUGUUGAGCACGUCUUCACAGAAAGCACGGUGCUUCAGGAUCACCUGUCACGCGGCUGGCCAGAGUAAGGAGGACAGAAGCUCCCCCAGACCGGAAACUCACCUUCAGACCUGGACAUCCAACAGAACAAACGGCUUUAUUUGUGCUUUCCACAAAAGCUGUUUCUGCAGCAGAAAAUGCAUGAGGUUGACCUGAGAAGUUUCCUUUGACUUAAAUAUGCAACAGAUGUCGUGAGCCAAUGUUUUAAUUGACCCGAAGGAUGCCCCACCCAUGGCCACCCUCAGAAGACCAGCAUUCCCCAAGAGCCACCACGUCGGCCAGCAGCUCCAGGACUCUCAACCAGCUGGGGCUGUGCAGGUGAGUCGGGACCCAGGAUCAGGGCCUUCAUCCCAAGAGACACUAACAGAGGCCCCACCGAGGCCUGUGCUGGCACAGUGAGGCCAAGAUGGAAAGCCCUUUCUUGGCCUCAGGACUUUCUUCACUGCCACCUUCAACCUUGCCGCAGACGUGAAGCUGUGAGAAGAAGAACCUCGUCUCCUUACAUCCAUCCAGCCCCUCGCAGAGAAGCAGCCCCCUCGGCAGGGGACCUGAAUGGCUGGUGCAUUUUCCACAGCUUGGGCUUGACCGUCUCUGGGAUGGUGACUGGCGGGAAUGGGCACCAAAGUGAAGUUCUUUGAGAGGAAGGCCCUAAUCCUGCAGGCACGGAGUGAGUGGAGCCAGCAAAACAGGGAACGCACUCAGGAGCCGGAGGGCACGGCAGGCAGGGAUGGCCAUCCGAGGGCUGGAGCGGACACGGGGGUGGGUGAGGCUUAGGGCAGGCGGAUGCCAGGACCUUCAAGGACUGAGGGGGGUGUGUGUGUGUGUGUAUGUCUGUGUAUCUGAUUGUACGGUAGGUGGACAGACAGAAAGGUGUAGCAGCUGCGGAUGCCUGGACAGUCAGACAGGACAGAGGAGCUGACAUAGACGCGUAAGGGUUUGUGCUGUGUGUGUGCUGGGUUCCACAGUGGGUGAAAACAUGGGCUUUGAAACCCAGCAGACCCGAGUUCGAGUGUCAGACCAACUGAUUAAAUCCAAAGGACCCGGA